Messenger RNA from Macrosteles quadrilineatus (aster leafhopper), 8103 nucleotides. Its product is annotated as vacuole membrane protein 1-like. The coding region runs from base 134 to 1369 and encodes 411 amino acids. The transcript is spliced from 8 exons. Lineage: Eukaryota; Metazoa; Arthropoda; Insecta; Hemiptera; Cicadellidae. The record is from RefSeq and is a predicted model, not a curated record.
UGACACUUUUUAGGUUCUGUCAUGUGAAUUGGUGAAGUGAAAUCCCGCAGACAAAUUUUAAGUUUGAUGUCUAUAUAAAGUAUGGUUUUAGUUUAAUUUUUCCAAGACUUAAGCUCACUUGUGCGUUUAGGACAUGGGGGACGUUUAUCUGAGAGGUGUGGGACAUUCCAAUGGCAAAACCAGUGAAGGAGAUAACCUUCGUCUGCUGUCACAAGAUAGACGAGCGGCUCUCAGAGCGGCAGACCGAGAAGAUCGGGAGUCGCUCGUACUCUGGCGAAGGCCGAUAUCAACACUGCAUUAUUUUUUACUAGAGCUUUUCAUUCAUUUAAAGAGUUUACCUUCCAAGAUUUGGGAACAUAAAACAUUAGUGAAACUAUUCACUGUUUUGGUGCUUGUGAUAUUCUUACUCAACAAAUCUUCUGGUCCUCACCAACCUAUACUCAGAUGGGCGCAGAAGAGAUUUCUGUGGUGUGCCUACUGGUUUGGCCUAGGGGUGCUGUCAUCCAUCGGGCUAGGCACUGGCCUUCACACGUUCUUGUUAUAUCUCGGCCCGCACAUUGCCUCCGUCACACUGGCGGCUUACGAAUGCGGAGCGCUCAACUUCCCAGAACCUCCAUACCCUGAUGAGAUCAUGUGUCCGGACAAACCAGACCCUGUGUGGGCAGCUACCAUGUGGAACAUCAUGUGUAAGGUUUAUGUGGAGGCCAUGAUGUGGGGUGCUGGAACGGCUGCGGGAGAGUUACCACCUUACUUCAUGGCAAGAGCUGCCAGGAUCACAGGGUAUGAUCCUGAGGAUGAGGACGACCUCAGAGAGUUCGAGGAGUUCCAGAAAAAAAGACAGUUACAUCCUGAGGAUCUGACCCUCAUUGAACGUUUGAAGGUGAUGAUAGAGAACCUUGUCCAAAGAGUUGGAUUUUUGGGUAUCCUGGCCUGUGCUUCGAUACCCAACCCACUUUUUGACCUAGCCGGUCUUACUUGUGGUCAUUUCCUCGUGCCGUUUUGGACAUUUUUUGGUGCCACCCUCAUUGGAAAAGCAGUUAUCAAAAUGUUGAUUCAGCAAACAUUUGUGAUUUUGGCAUUCAACGAAGCGCUGAUAGCCAAAGCUGUCGAUGCCUUAGUCUCAAUCCCAGUGGUGGGGAAGCUUCUUCAACAACCUCUGAAGGAGUUUUUGGCCAAACAAAAAGAGAGAUUUCACCAUAAGGGAGGAACUGGUAAUCCAGAUCUUGGGGGUAACUGGAUAUCAAAGUUAAUCGAGUGGUUUUCUAUCUCGAUGUUCUUGUAUUUCAUCGUUUCCCUCAUCAAUGCAUUUGCACAAAGCUACCACAAGCGCCUCAAGAAGCUGAAAACCCAAAAAGAAUCCAAGGAUUGACUUUAUUGUUUGCAUAGAUAAUUUAUUAUGCGUUGUUUUGCGGUUUUGUAAAUAGUCGCUUGUUCUUGUUGAAAUGAAAGUUUAUUUUAUCUAUUUAUAUAGUAGUAAGUAAAUAUUAAGGUUACAUGCCUGUGCUGUGUUCAAUGGCUUUAUACAGAUUUCCUAUGAGUUUUGUACAUCGGAAUGUCAAAUUAUUACACGGUUUUCAAGUGGGCAAGAAUGUUUAAUGUACAAUGUAGUCAGUUUCAAAGACUAAAGUGUCACUACACUGUAGACCUAUUUAGUCCAAAUGAAAGCUACAACCUAUUAUUGCUUUAGUAUGUGUGGUUCAGUUCUAGGUUUAGUAUGUUAAACGAUUGUUCACGCACAUUUGACCAACAUUAUUAUUGUCUAUAUAGAACAAUUACUCGUAUAAUUUUGUUCAUAUUCAACUCAUGAUUCAAGAUUCAUAUCAUGUUUUAAGUUCAAACUCAAAAUUACUUGCCAGGAUUAUGGGAACAUUUGUUUGUAGACUGUAAUGUGUGAUAUUGCAGAAAAUGUUAAUUUUAAAGGUUUAAUUCCUUUAGUGUUUUGAUUUAUGUUUACAAUUUUGUUAUGCUAUUUAUAAGUACUUGCCACCUUCAACUCACCAGAGUUUAAGUUUUGAACAAAUUUUUUUUAAGCUUCACGAUGUUUUACCUUGUUAGUGAUGACAAGCUGUACCAUGUGGUGCUGUAGUUAGGACUAGAGGUUGCCAAGUCAAAUGGUUAGUUACAGUAACUUUUGUAUAGAACUAUGGAGCAUUUAGUCUGUGCAUUUUGCUGUCUGUAAAUGUGGAUCUAAAAUAAUGAGACCCUUUUUUGUGCCCUCGUUAAUUAUUUUGAAUGUUCAUUAUGUUUAUACACUAGAACCUCGAUAACAAGACUCUCAUGGGGAUUAUUAUAUAGGACUUGUUAUCAAGGUUGACUUCUUAUCGAGGUUUGAAAUAUCAUGUGAUAAUCACAUUUGAUUUGCGAUUUGAAAAUUACACAACGUUAUCAAGGGUGACUUCACUUGUCAUCGAUGGCCUUGUUAUCAAGGUUCCACUGUAUCUAAGAUCCUAAACUGUAGACUAGUGUCUUGUUGUAACUGUAGGCUAAGAUAAACAUGCUCAAAAUUUACAACAUUUACAUAAUAAAAACAUAUUUAUUUUUGUAUUAUAUAUUUAGUUCAGCUUGUAUUUGGAAAAAGGGGUUUGUACACUUUCGUGUUUUCUAGCAGUAAAUCAAAAGUUGCAAGAAGACAAUUAUUCCAAAAUAGACGCAAUUGAAGUACACAUUUUAUCCUCUUACCUACUGGAUGAGAUAUUUGCUGGACUGUACAUAAUCAACACUUACCCUUAAUAAUUGGUCCAAAAAUUAUUUAUAACUUAGUUAUAAUAUAAAUUAGAAACAAUUUUGAUACUUUAUCAUUGCAUUUGUUAUAUACUUAUGCAAUGUAUUUUUAGAAUUUGUUGUUGAUUAAAUACUAUGUUCAGUGUCUGGGAUUUAAUAUCAAUUAUUAUUAAUUAUCAGUGUUGGGAAGUGGUGUGGUGCUGUUUAUGUAUGGAACUUGUGAUGUCUAUCGCCGUAAAAUGGUAACAGUGUUUGUUUUAACGUUUUAAAAAUAUGGUAUUAAAUUGUGUUUGUUAUUUUUCUGUGCCAUUGUUAACUUCACGUUUUUUGUUAAUGGUCCAAAUCCUGAUCUUGGUACCUGAUGUUGACCUUUUAAUAGACAUCAUCAUUAAUGGAUACCAAUUCCACUAGAUUGACGGCCCCGGACUGCUGAAGCUCCAGGAUACUCGAGGCCCUCAAUAAAAUAGUUUCCCCAACACUGAUGAUUAGUAUUGUUUUAGUUAGUUAACUACUUUUCUUAAGUAGUGUCAACAGACGUUUACCAAUGUCACUACUAGCCGUUCUGUAAAAUAAUGACUGGCCAGGUGGUUCCCUCAACUGUAAUAAAUAAGUUCAUGUCAAACGUCAAACAUAAAUGCAUCUGCAAUCAACCAUAAUAAAGCUGUGUAGUGUAACAUUCAACCUUUAUGCUAGUCCUUAAGCUACAUAUAAAAAAAUUUUUAUGUUAUAUUAUCUUUAUAUUUAAACCUAAAUUUCAUUUCUUUGCAUUGAAAUAUGUUUUAUUUUUCUUUUGUUGUUUUUUCUGUUCUUUAUUUUUCUGUUUUAUUUUCUUUACAUAAUGUUAUACAAUAAAUUUACAAGGGGUACUGUAUUAAGAUGGCUAUUGCCUUUGACACUUUCACUAAAAGGAGCGUUAGAAACAAAGUACCUCUACAUAAGGUUUGCUCAAAAAUUAAUAUAGUAAGUAAAAUGUUUGAACGUGAAGUGCUCCUAUUGCAUAAAAUCUGUGAACUUUGACUUUUUGAAAGCGUGUUAAUUAGUAUGCAUGCAGUUAUUUGUUUGUAUUCCAAGAGUAUCUAGAAUUGUUGCGAGGUAAAUACAUUACCACAUAAUAAGAUUGACCUAACAUAAUAAAUCUAGCAGAUGAUUAAUGCAAUUUCUUUUGUUCCCAUAGUGAAUAACUAAGGCUGAGUUCUCAGGUUUGCUGAGUGUGGGACAUAGAACACGGUGUUGUUCAACAGCUAUCAACUGAAUAUGAGCUAAUUUAACUACACAUCAUGUUUCAAUCAAAUACAUUUACUAACAAAUUACCUAUACAAAAUUAACUGACCUAUGGAUAGCUUCAAAUUUGAAUUUAUGUACUGUAUUUAACAAAUUAAAUAAAUGAGACAGCUGUAACUUAAAAUCUAAGGUUAUUUACAGCAGCACUUGUAUAAAAAUACUAUAAUAAUCUUUUAUAAUCAAUUCCAUCAAAUGAUUAGAACAUUUUAAAAUGACUAUUACAUUAAUGUAUCAUGAGAUUUUGGGUAAAAUUCAUCACAGAUUUAGUUUGGACAUUAUUAAAUGCAAUGUUUUCUUUUCCAAUAAUCCCUCCUAGUUUUUAAGGGACUGAAAGUGUAAGCCAGUCAUUCUCAGUGUAAGUUUUAACCUACCUCUUUUAGUGUUUUGGGCUGUUUUGAUGCUAUGUCUAAAUCAGAUUACUUAAAGCUCAAGAAUAUUACAUGUUCUUUGUAUAAAUGAGUUUAUAAUUUAAAAGGGCUGUUUGUUUUAUCAUAAUGUGAAAAGAAUUUGUAAACCGUGCUAUUCAGAUCACAAUGAAAUAAAUAAAUAAUAAUAUGAGCUAAAUUUAUAGUUGCAAAUAUUUUUUCUAUGACAUGUUGCUAUUACUUAACCAUUAAGUGAGAGUUUACUGUGAGUAACAGAGUAGAGUACCAUGUGAAUUUACAAUCUCUUUGUGGUGUGUUUAGUUAUUUAGUCUUGUGGAUUUCAAUUUUCAAGUCAUCAACUGGCUCAGUCAGUUGAGUAUUUAUUUAACUCUUUGAUAUUGAAGUAGUCUAUCUAAAUGAGACAUUGACAAAAGUCUAAAAUCCUAUUUUCACCCAUAGUUCUUGUGAUAGUUGAUAAAAGAUUAUAUAGUUCAUAUAGGUUGUCCUUACAGUUUUGCUGGUUAAAAAAGUCAGUGAAUGCUACAAAAAUUAGAGAUUUACAUCAGCUUACUAUACCGUUGACUGGUCAAUUACAUUCAUUUGCAUUCCAAAACUGUCUACAACUUUAACACAGUAACGGAAUGUCAAGUCCUAUCCGUAGUCAAACCUAGACAUGAAUAUUAUGAGUAAGCAUUUCAGUGGCUGUUAUUGUACAGUGGAACAUGCUUAAUUCAAACUUCCAUCUUUUGUGUAGUGUGGGCUGUUGUUGCUUCCUAACCUCCUCUUGCUUUGUACCGUAUUGUUCACCAGUUAAUACUUAAUAGUUACUGUGAAACUCUAUUCAUCGUAUGAGUGCUGAUGGUAAUAUCAGAUUGGAGAUUUUUCUAUGCUUCAACAUUGGUUACUCUUUUAUAAGUCAAUCAUUUAUGUCGUCAACAAGGCUAAACCAAACCUAAAGUAAAAAAAAACAAAAAAAAAACAGUGGUAUAAACCCUAAAUUUACUGAAUAAUUGAGUUUCCAGUAGGUACAUUUUUGGAUCGAAAGAGUGACUUUUUUUUAUUUUAUGACCUAAUUUCUAAACUCAUUUAUUUGAAUAGUUAAACAUUUUCUGCUGGUCCCUUGGUACUUGAAUUAUCCAAGUUCCACUGUACUAUACUGUCAUAUCUUUUGCUUUGCUUUACCUGGUCCCUGCACAGGCCUAAUGCUGAUGAUAACCUCAAAUGUUCAGUUGAAAAAACUCACUGAAUUCUUUUUUUUUCAAAGAAAACUAAGAUGAAGAAAAUAUGCCACAUGAAGCAGUAUUUAAAAUAUUGUAUGGAUACUCUUCAAGCAAUAACUUCAAAAAUAUGAAUACAUGCCCUAGCCUUAUUUGAUAUUUUAUUUAACUUUAAAACUGACUUGAGAAAUAAUAUAACAAUGAAUAUAAAAGGGAGGGCUUUUAACUCAACCUUCUUUUCAUACCUUCAUAAAAAGAAAACAUCUGAAAAUAUUGUAUAGGUGAUUUUGUUCUUGAUUAAAAUUUUUUUGGAUUUAACCAAGACCUAAUUUAUUUUUUGUAUCUUUGUCAAGUUAAAAGAAAUUCCUCUAAACAAUUAAUAGUUGUAAACAAAUUCACCAUUUUGGGUUAUUCUUGUCUCUGUUCAGUUUUUAACAUUGAGAAAUAAUAAUAUAACAUAUUAAUACUAAGGUAGACUAUAUCAUAAUGCAAGUCAAGUAAAUAUUUACGUUUUAGGUUGUUUUCAUUUCCCAUGGGCGGAAUAACAUGGAGACUGACAUAAUUAUGGAACUCACAACUUCUUUUUUAGAAGACUACCAAAUCUUGUAGGCCUAAGGGUAUACAUAAACCUAAAUUGUGUAUAGAUCAAAACUCCUCUGGAAUAUUUUAUAAAAACAUAUUUUUUUAGGAACCUUACUUACUACCAUGUCCAUUUGUACUCCAGACGGUACUUGGCCUCAGCAACACAGCGCCUCCAUCUGUCUCUGUCCUCAGCAUCUUCUUCAAUUCCCAAAAGUCUCAUCUCUUGCUGGACCUGAUCCCACCAUUUAGUUAUUGGUCUUCUCCUGCCUGUGUCUUCUUCCUUCCACCAUUCCCUUGAGAAUGUUUUUCAGGUUUGAUUUGUAUUCUCUUCUUAGUAUGUGUCUAGUCCAUCUAAGUCUCAUGCUUCUUAUCCCUCCCAUAAGCUGAGUACACACUUAGUAGUGUUAAAUGCUACAGUAUUACAAUAUCUCUUUUUUAUAAUUAUUAAGAGGCAAAACAAAAAAUUUACCAUAUUAACUUGUAAUUAAAGAAGAAAGGACUUUUGCGUAAGUAGAUUAAGCUGUUACCACAAACAAGUUAAAGGUUCAACCCUUUGUUAUACCUAGUUUUUGCCUUUUUUUCUAUUCAAAUUAAUUUUAUAAUUUAGUUUCCACUAUUCUUUUGAAGAAUCUGGAUUAAAUAUUCCUUGGAUUUUGAUGUAUAUUUUUUUACUUCACCGUGGUAUUUUGUUCUUAAGUUUCCCUCUCAGUAAAUACAAUCAGCAGAUUUUUUUGGAAUAUUGUAAUUAAAAAAAUCAAACACCGCCUUGUCAAACUACUAACUACUAGAUUGUGCUUGUGGAAUACUUAGAGGGUUUCUAAUCCUGCCACUUUGAAUAUUACAGUAACCAAUAAUAAUGCAGUAUUUUAAAUUGUGGGCAUACUUAACUAAAUUGAAAAGUAAAAAAUACUUAUGCAAUUUUUUAAUUAAAAAAACAAAUUUGUAGGUACAUGUUUGUAAUUUGUUAACAUUGUAGGUAUCAACUCCUUCCCAUGUCUGAAUUAGGCUGGUUUACAAUAUUAUGAUUACUUACUUUACUUUUAAGAGCUCAUACAAAUAUAUGUUGCAUUACACAUUUAACUAUUACACAAAUUUAUUUAUAUUUCUACAAAGUUUGCUUUUGUCUCACUUUUGUUGGCAUGGCCGUAAAAUUUGUAAGGCUGAUCUCCUUAUUCCAACUGAUUAUUUUUUUGCCCUAGGAAUUAAUAGUAUAGCCCUGCUUUGCAUGUAUUGAAAACAGCGGUUUUUGCUACAGUUAAAUAUAAAAGGUUUCUUUGUAAAUUAUUUUUUACCUUCUAAAAUUUUUAGAUAGCUGCAGCAACUCAACAUGCACCUUAACAGAACUGUAUGCUUGCUUAAUAAGAUGGGGGCUGCAUUUACAAAAAAACCAGAUAUGCUGUUAUUUCUUCAAUAUAUCUGGUUUAGGUCAAUAGCAUUAUUCAAUAUAAUAUUCAAAACUUAAAAUACAAAUGAGUUAAAAAUACCAGAUAGACUUACUGCAAUGACAUCUCUACAUUUUACAACUUUGUCACACAAAACAAGUACUCUUUUAAAGAUGAAAAUUGCUUUACAAAUAACAUAUUUAAAUAUUAGUCUGUAUAACACAACUAAGUUUUGUUUGUCUAGUUCUGCAAGUUUCAUGCAGUAUUAUAUGUGUUUGUUGUUCUUAAUUUUUAGUAGGUACUUUUAGUUGUUUUUGUAGUAGGUAAUGGUUUGUUUUUGAUCAGAUCCAUUCCUUUUCACAUUCCUCCCUUCCUAUCUCAUUUGAGAGGACCAUGCUAAUAUUACCUCUACCACCACUGUAACAUACCAUAUGUUUCUUUCAAACAAUUUCUAAUUCGUUUGUGUUUGUGAAACAAGUCAUCAGAUUAGUGAUUGUUGGUUUAUGUUUCUUUUGUAAAUUGACAAUUUAUAAAAAUAAACUUUGUUGAUAACUU